AUGUCAGCUGUCAGCAAUCCUGAAGAAGCAACCCCGUCCGGUUAUCAUACCGACCUGGAACUUAACAGUCCAUAUGACUGCCAACAGCAGCAAGCAGCAUUUUUGUUGUUCCAUUCAAUUCUGCUUGCUGCCUUUCGAAGUAAUGAUAGAUAUUUAUUAUUAUUUGCUUGUGACUGGGGCAAAAAAUUUCAAGUCGUCCAAAGUCACGAUAAUAACAAGAUUCAGUUAAAUCACCUGGCCAAAAAAAUUUUAAAAUAG
Paraglomus brasilianum is the source of this 258-nucleotide messenger RNA. The record is from the annotation of a GenBank genome assembly. NCBI's taxonomy places the organism in Eukaryota, Fungi, Glomeromycota, Glomeromycetes, Paraglomerales, Paraglomeraceae.